ACUCGCUGCUAGUGGCUACUGCAACCCAAACGUGAGGCCCUCAUUUUCUCUCUCUCUCUCUCUCUCUCAAUUUAGUCUGCGCCUCUGUUGCCGUAUGAACAGCCUUCUUUUCUCUGUUUAAUUUCCAGUAUAUGAUGAGUAUUCUAGCAAGCCACCCUUGUAAUUGGUCUCCAGGAGUUAGAGAGCAGGUUAUUAAGGGAAGAUUUAUUAAGGUUCCAUGUUUUGGAUAUUCAAUUCUAGAUUUUCCUUCCAAAGAAUUGGUUCCUUUUCAAGUUCAACACGUUUUAAGUGGUUGUAAUCGAAGUGCUAGGAAAUAUCAUCCAAUUUUUUGCAGUACACUUGAUGAUGGGGGGACCCCAGAUGACUCUGAAGAUAGUAUUGAUAAGGAUAAAAAUUGUGAAGGAGAAACUGGAAAAGCGAACAGUGAAACGUAUAGAGAAAAUCUUGAAAGAAUUGUUGGUACGGAUGACUCUGCAUUUAGUGGGAUAGACCUGGCAACUCUUAUAAGGAACAGAUAUGGGAGGUCCUAUGAUGUUCAAUUGAUAAAAAAGGAAUUUAUGGGGAGAAAUCUUCUUGCUUUGAAUGUCAUGUGGAAGUACAUGGAGCAGAGAUCCUUUCCACUGACUGAGGAAGAGUAUCUACUGAGGCUUGACGAUGUGGCAAAUACAUUGAAAUGCUGGGGAGCUGUUUCACAUAUACGGAAUAGCCUACAGAAGAUGAAAGAAAGGCCUCGGAUAGGGAAGGCAGUCAGCAUUUUCAUAGACAUGGACGAGUCUGGAGGCCGUGCAAAUGAAUGGAUUUACAAGUAGAUAGUUCAGACAUGCUAGAAUUUCUCACAAGUUGGUUAAUAUGUGACAGCUUAUAAAGGAGGAGGAACCUGUGGUUGCAGCAACAACUCUUGCCCCCAUUUACCCAAACUGGUUGGGUUUAUUCCGGGAAAAGUCCUAAUAGCUGAUUAACGGUGUUCUAAUAGCUGCAAUAUAAGGACAUUGAAGCCAUGUUGCCUCGUAAAUUCUCUAUGUUCUUUUUUGGCCUUUUACAAACCUUCUAUAAUGGCAUGCACGAGCUAACAAAAUUUCUGUGAAAUAUUCAUUUGACAAAGCGUCGUGUAAAGAAUUGAUCUGUUUCGAUUCUUAAUACUCUCUGUAAUCUAAUACAGGAUGAUAUUCAUGUUCAUAUACUACUUUCCUUUCCUUUUUUUCAAUUAUAUAUAUACAAGGAUGUAGUUUUCUUUA
Cornus florida is the source of this 1235-nucleotide messenger RNA. RefSeq lists its product as uncharacterized. The record is from RefSeq and is a predicted model, not a curated record. Bases 132 to 809 code for a protein of 225 amino acids. The transcript has 6 exons. NCBI's taxonomy places the organism in Eukaryota, Viridiplantae, Streptophyta, Magnoliopsida, Cornales, Cornaceae.